Messenger RNA from Xenopus laevis (African clawed frog), 578 nucleotides. RefSeq names its product protein FAM135A-like. The transcript is spliced from 3 exons. Bases 123 to 482 code for a protein of 119 amino acids. The record is from RefSeq and is a predicted model, not a curated record. NCBI's taxonomy places the organism in Eukaryota, Metazoa, Chordata, Amphibia, Anura, Pipidae.
AAGUGAUACAAAGUCUUUUAGAUCAGGUUUGUGUUUCUGGGUUCCCUAUACCGUAUCUUACGUUUCUUUUAUUUUCUCUGCAAUGACAGAUUGAAGAGACUCUGAAUUCCCUGGAGAGCAAGAUGAAAUUUGACAUAUACUAUGCAGAAUUAAACGAACGUAAGAAUUUGACACCAAUCUGCAGCGAGGACAUGACACUGCACUUUAACCUGCAUCGAGGGAUUCAUGGCCACAUGAAUAUAGUAUUUAAGACACUUUCAAAGCUCUCCGUCAAUGUUCAUGGCCUGUUGGUAGUAUUACAACCCCCACUGAAGAACUUUCCCGAGAAAAGCUCAGUAUUCAAAAGGCUUCUUCCUAACCGGUGGACAAAGGCUAAAAUACCGACGUUGGAAAGUGUCAUUUUUGGCAAAGACUUCAAAAAGAAAUUGGCAGCAGACGUAAGUAAAAAACAUGAAUUUGUAUUUGAACCUUCCAGGGGGUAAAAACAGUUAUGUGAGUGGAAUUUUAAAUAGGAACAAAAGUUCACAGACAACCCCAGGCCCCUCUAACAGCCAGGGCCGGAACUAGGGGUAGGCAGA